CCAUGUGGGGCGGACGCCGCCCGGCCGCCUCCUCCCGGGACGCCGCUUCGCUCCUGCGGCUGCUGCUGGCCGCGCUGCUGGCGGCGGGGGCGCGGGCCAGCGGCGAGUACUGCCACGGCUGGCUGGACGCGCAGGGCGUCUGGCGCAUCGGCUUCCAGUGCCCCGAGCGCUUCGACGGCGGCGACGCCACCAUCUGCUGCGGCAGCUGCGCGCUGCGCUACUGCUGCUCCAGCGCCGAGGCGCGCCUGGACCAGGGUGGCUGCGACAACGACCGCCAGCAGGGCGCCGGCGAGCCCGGCCGCGCGGACAAAGACGGCCCCGACGGUUCGGCAGUCCCCAUCUAUGUGCCCUUCCUCAUCGUCGGGUCGGUGUUUGUCGCCUUCAUCAUCUUGGGGUCCCUGGUGGCCGCCUGCUGCUGCAGAUGCCUGCGGCCCAAGCAGGAGCCCCAGCAGAGCCGGGCCCCGGGGGGGCCCCGCAUGGUGGAGACCAUCCCCAUGAUUCCCAGCGCCAGCACCUCCCGAAGCUCCUCUUCCCGCCAGUCCAGCACGGCCGCCAGCUCCAGCUCCAGCGCCAACUCGGGGGCCCGGGGGCCCCCGACCAGGUCACAGACCAACUGUUGUUUGCCCGAGGGCACCAUGAACAAUGUGUACGUCAACAUGCCCACAAACUUCUCCGUGCUCAACUGUCAGCAGGCCACCCAGAUUGUGCCCCACCAGGGGCAGUACCUGCAUCCCCCCUUCGUGGGGUACACGGUGCAGCACGACUCGGUGCCUAUGACCCCGGUGCCCCCGUUCCUGGACGGGCUGCAGACGGGCUACAGGCAGAUCCAGGCCCCCUUCCCUCACACUAACAGCGAACAGAAGAUGUACCCAGCCGUGACUGUGUAACGCAAGGUGAGGCCGGGGUCCUGUACCAGGCAGAGGAAGGCAGAAGCUGUGGGCUUGGGAAGGAUUCUCAACGUGGAAGUCCCAGCGUAUCGCUGGUGUUUGUGGCACGAUUCUGUUGGAGGGCUUGCUUCGCCCCCAAACUGUAUGAAAACAUGUUUCUCCAAAUUAGCGUUUCUGGACAUGUUUCAUCCCAGUGCAUGAUGGAUUUAUGAUGGAGAAGAGCAUCCCCUGGAGAUGCCUGUGUCGUCGCCAAUGGUUGUGUGACACAUGUGAGCCCUUAAGUGCCCUUGAGGUGUGGCUGUCAAAAGAAUUUUGUAAACUGAUGAAGUGUUUUUAUUAUUUCGUUACUGUUACUUCUUUUUUUAUUUUUUAUUGUAUUGGUACAAGAUCAGAAUAGUUGUUCCCUCCCUUUUACCUGGGCCAGCUUCUAAUAAGCAUCCAAGGUUUUAGGGGGGAUGUAAAGAGUACAAUUCUUAUAAAAGGAAACCAAUUUGGACUCUGAGGUUAGUCCUUGAUCCCAGCAUUUUCCAGGCACAUCUUAAUUCAUUGUAAAAAGAUAUAUAUAUAUUGUCUAUUUUUGUGCUUUUUUUGGGUCUAUUUUGUGCUUUUUUACCUUGUGUAGAGAUCUUAUUACAAAGUGAUUUCCUACAUUAAAAAGAGGCUGAAAGAAAUUGUAUAGUUACUUAACUGAUGACACUUCAGAACUCUGGGAUUAUUUUAAUCUUGAAGUAGUGAUGGUGUAGUAAUAAAACCAUUCAGCCCCUUCUCGAUUGUAUCUUUUAAAUUUCUGACUUCACAUUGACAUCUGAGAAGAGUAAUAAAGUGUUUUCAUAUUGAAAUCAUAAA
Messenger RNA from Balaenoptera ricei (Rice's whale), 1733 nucleotides. It is a transcript of the gene SHISA2, whose product is annotated as shisa family member 2. The record is from RefSeq and is a predicted model, not a curated record. Lineage: Eukaryota; Metazoa; Chordata; Mammalia; Artiodactyla; Balaenopteridae. Gene Ontology annotation, cellular component: endoplasmic reticulum. The transcript has 2 exons. The coding region runs from base 3 to 887 and encodes 294 amino acids. Gene Ontology annotation, biological process: negative regulation of Wnt signaling pathway; negative regulation of fibroblast growth factor receptor signaling pathway.